ACCGAGCUGGGCUGGGCAACAUGGCGGCGCCCAGGGAGAGAACCCGGAAGUGGCUCCUCUUCCUGCCAGAGACCCGGAAGUGGUUCCUCGUCCCUGGCGGAGCAGGAGCCGACGCUGCCGGGAAUGACGCGCUGGCCUCCAGACUGAUGGCGUCGGGCGCAGCGAGCCGCUCCGAGGACGAGGAGUCGCUGGCGGGGCAGAAGCGCAGCUCGUCGCAGGCCGCGGGCACCAUCCCCAAGCGCCGAAGCUCCUCCAGGUUCAUCAAGCGGAAGAAGUUCGACGAUGAGCUGGUAGAGAGCAGCCUGGCCAAGUCGUCCAGCCGGGCCAAGGGCCCCAGCGGCACCGAGCCUGGGCGCUGCUCCGGCAGCGAGCCCUCCUCCAGCGAGAAGAAGAAGGUCUCCAAAUCCAUCUCGGCCCCUGUGGCGCCGAGCCCGGUGCCAACCCCCAGCCUGGCCAAGCGGAUGAAGAAGAGCAAGCAGCCGCCACAAGUGACCAAGGACCUGGGGCGCUGGAAACCUGCUGACGACCUGCUGCUCAUCAACACUGUGCUGCAGACUAACGACCUGACCUCGGUGCACUUGGGUGUGAAGUUCAGCUGCCGCUUCAACCUGCGGGAGAUCCAGGAGCGCUGGUACGCGCUGCUCUACGACCCCGUCAUCUCCAAGCUGGCAUGCCAGGCCAUGCGGCAGCUGCACCCUGAGGCCAUCGCUGCCAUCCAGAGCAAGCUGCUGUUCAGCAAGGCCGAGGAGCAGCUGCUCAGCAAAGUGGGCUCGACCAGCCAGCCCACGCUGGACACCUUCCAGGAGCUGCUGCACAAGCACCCUGAGACCUUCUACCCAGCGCGCACAGCCAAGACACUGCAGGUGCACUGGCAGCUCAUGAAGCAGUACUACCUCCUGGCCGACCAGACAGUGCAGCCGCUGCCCAAGGGUGACCAGGUGCUGAACUUCUCCGAUGCUGAGGACAUGAUCGACGACAGCAAGCUGAAGGACUUGCAGGACGAGGUGCUGGAGCACGAGCUGACUGUGGCCGACCGGCGCCAGAAGCGGGAGAUCCGGCAGCUGGAGCAGGAGCUGCACAAGUGGCAGGUGCUGGUGGACAGCAUCACGGGCAUGAGCUCCCCCGACUUCGACAGCCAGACGCUGGCCGUGCUACGGGGCCGCAUGGUGCGCUAUCUCAUGCGCUCACGGGAGAUCACACUGGGCAGAGCCACCAAGGACAACCAGAUUGACGUGGACCUGGCACUGGAGGGACCUGCCUGGAAGAUCUCUCGCAAGCAAGGCGUCAUCAAGCUUAAGAACAACGGGGAUUUCUUCAUCGCCAACGAGGGCCGGCGCCCCAUCUACAUCGACGGGCGCCCUGUGCUGGGUGGCAGCAAGUGGAAGCUGAACAACAACUCGGUGGUGGAGAUCGCCAGCCUACGUUUCGUCUUUCUCAUCAACCAGGAUCUGAUUGCACUCAUCAAGGCCGAGGCUGCCAAGAUUACGCAGCAGUGAGGGCUGGGGGGGGGAAGGGGGGUCCUGGCUGUGGCCCGUGACUUGUGGCUGCUUCUAAUAAAAGAUUUGUGCCCCCA
This is a messenger RNA of Alligator mississippiensis (American alligator), 1573 nucleotides long. RefSeq names its product microspherule protein 1 (gene MCRS1). The record is from RefSeq and is a predicted model, not a curated record. Gene Ontology annotation, cellular component: NSL complex; MLL1 complex; Ino80 complex. Lineage: Eukaryota; Metazoa; Chordata; Crocodylia; Alligatoridae. The transcript is spliced from 14 exons. Gene Ontology annotation, biological process: positive regulation of transcription by RNA polymerase II. Gene Ontology annotation, molecular function: G-quadruplex RNA binding; protein binding. The coding region runs from base 21 to 1496 and encodes 491 amino acids.